Messenger RNA from Corythoichthys intestinalis (scribbled pipefish), 2057 nucleotides. Its product is annotated as growth/differentiation factor 9-like. Gene Ontology annotation, molecular function: cytokine activity; growth factor activity. The record is from RefSeq and is a predicted model, not a curated record. NCBI's taxonomy places the organism in Eukaryota, Metazoa, Chordata, Actinopteri, Syngnathiformes, Syngnathidae. Gene Ontology annotation, cellular component: extracellular region. The transcript is spliced from 2 exons. Bases 152 to 1384 code for a protein of 410 amino acids.
UGCUUUGAUGAGUGACGCGGUUGAUUGGCAACACCUGCGCUACUUGAUCAGCGGCGCCACGUGCGCACAGUUGGAGCUUUUUGUGCAGCGAUUUUGCUUGGGCAUUUCGGGCCGGUUCCUUCUGUUUAUUUUGGAUGAAUAAGAAAAACAAAUGUUGAUUUCAGUUACACUCAGCUGUUUUCGCGCCGUGCUGUUCCUUCUGCUGGUCAGUAGCAGCUGCCCGCCGCUUGUUCGAUGCUCUGUGGGCCGCACGGACUCGGUGAGCUACUUGAGUCAGUCCGCAUAUGGCACCAUCUUCUCUCCGCUGUUCAAAGCUCUUUCCGAGCACGGAGGAUCCAGGUGGUGGAACCAGGCCUCCGUAAAAAAUAACAAAGCUGAGCACAAGUACAUGAAAUAUUUGACGGCUGUGUUCAAGACAAAUUCCAGGGUGCAGAGGACGUCACGCUACGACGUCGUCAGGCUAAUCAAGCCGCAAGAGCAAUGUUUUGCCAAAAGCAAUAAAGAGAAUUUUACACUGGAUCUGUCAUACAGCCUCGAUCAAGUCAGAGAAAAAGAGCAGCUCAUGAAGGCAACGCUUUUGUACAGUUUGGCAUACAUUAACUCUGUGUGCUUCCUGAGCAUCAAGGAGCAGGAGCACUCCAACAAAUGUCCGCUUUGUCCUGGCAUCUACCGAGCUCUAAAUUUCACUGCGGAUGACACGGAAAGAGGGAACUGGUUGGAAGUCGACAUCACUUCUCUGCUUCUGCCGCCUUCAAAAUUCCCGAAGAAUGUCCACCUACACAUCAAUGUCAUCUGCCCCAAGGAGCAACAAGCUGGGAAUGCUGAGCUCGAAGGCCCUUUGCAAUUCACCUUGGGUUCUCCUCCGCUGCUGCUUUACCUCCAUGAUAACAAGAAAACGUCAAACCAGACAUUGCCUCCUCCUCCUUCUGCAAAUGAGUUUAACAAUCACAUUUUCAAAGCGCUUCGAGCCAAGAAGCGGCAAAGGAGGGCAUCUGCAAAUAGCAAACGAGGUGAUAAAAGCUUGGACAUCAAUUUGCCAGAGCUUCUUCCAACCUCGAAAUUCCCAACAAGUUAUUGCGCCUUGUAUGAUUUCAGAGUGCAAUUUAGCCAGCUUGGAGCGGAUCACUGGAUUGUUUAUCCCCCCAGAUAUAAUCCCCGGUACUGUAGAGGCAUCUGCCCACGGGUAAUCGGUGAUAUUUAUGGUUCUCCCAGGCACACCAUGCUACAAAACAUCAUUUAUGAAAAGCUGAAAUCCUCUGUGCCCUGGCCCUCGUGUAUUCCCUCACACUACAGCCCCCUAAGCGUCUGGCUUCAAGAAAAGGACGGGACUUUAGUUUACAAGGAGUUUGAAGAGAUGGUGGCCACCAGGUGCACCUGCCGCUAAACCAACAACAUUCAAAUAUAUGAGAUGUUCUGACCAGGCUCUGUGAAUUUAUCAAUGUUUAAAAUCGCUGUGCAUACAAGAUGUUUGAUCUGGAGCAGGUGUGUUAACGUAAACAAUGUAUUUUAACAUUGGAAAAACGUUAAGAAAUGUUAAUUUCAUUUCUGUUAAGGGCUUAUCAGAAAGGAUGAUAAUUCAUCCCGUGUUUUCAGUUUCCCAAUAGGGUAAUAAUAUGAAACACUUGACGGGGGAGGGAAAAACGUAGAGUACCGUAUAUAAUCUAGUAUUUUGUUUUAAGUUCGUUUUUGUGUGAGAAGUCAUUAUUGUUUAACACCGUAACUUUUAAGUCACCCUGUUCCAGACCAAAAAAAAAAAAACCCCGGUCACAAUCUGAUCAAACCUUUUACAUAUUGUUUUAUUCCAGGGCAUUACUGAAGGUUGUCCCAAGUGACUAGCUCCUCCGUAAUGUGCAGAAUGAAAGCAUUCAAGUUGUGUAUUUAUUACUUCCGGUCACUGAGUGACUUCAUACGUAUGAAUUUCUACUGGUGAAAUGUCACUAUAUGCAUGUCAUGUAUUUAUGCAAAUUGUGAAUUCACUGUAUGUCUGUGUUCAGCUUCUAAAUAUUCAAACUGAUGAAAAGAUGUCACAAAGCUGGGAAAUAAACACCAUGCAUACA